ACAAUUUCUACUAAACGUGAAACUAUUGAAACACAACAGCAACAGUCGGGUUCCUCCAUAAGCAUCAAUGAUAUUUCAGAACAUUGUAAUGAACAAGAUGACUACAAUUCAAGUGAUGGUAAUUUCAAAAUACAAUUCAUUGAGAUGUCAGCCAUAGGUUCGGGUGGUUUUGGGACUGUAUUUAAAGUAAAGCAUAGAUUGGAUGAUAAGAUAUAUGCCGUUAAAAGAGUACAAUUUGGGGAAAAGAAACAAAAAGUUUUGAAAGAAGUGAAAAGUUUGGCAAAACUGGACUCAGAUUUUGUGGUCAAGUAUUACAACUCAUGGCUUGAAUCCAAUCAUCUCUUCAUUCAAAUGGAGUUCUGUUCACAAAAUCUUAAAUCUCUUCUCGAAGUGAAAGCCAUUGUCUUCGAGAGACAACCGGAAGAAGAGAUGAAAGCCUUUGAAUAUUUUAUUUGUUGUGAAAUUCUUAAAGAACUCUUAGAAUGUGUUGAAUAUCUUCACUCAUGGGAUCCACCGGUCAUUCAUCGGGAUCUCAAACCCGACAACAUAUUAAUUGAACACAACGUUAGGUAUAAUCGGUUCGUCAAAGUGUGUGACUUUGGUUUGGCCACCGAUCACGUGAUGCCAUCCAUGAGCCAUACGGAAGAUGUGGUUUUUAUAAUAUUUUUGCAAUACUUUCUAUGGAUUCUAGGGUUGGAGAGAUUGAAGAAUUGUGCCAAAACAAGGCCCUCAUUACACGUCAACAGACAUAACAAUAAUUAA
Medioppia subpectinata is the source of this 762-nucleotide messenger RNA. The record is from the annotation of a GenBank genome assembly. NCBI's taxonomy places the organism in Eukaryota, Metazoa, Arthropoda, Arachnida, Sarcoptiformes, Oppiidae.